AAUCCGAUCGUUCAACCUUUUUCAAUCGUCCGUUAUCUGCUGCGGCAUCUCGUUUUGCGUCAUCAACAAUCGUAAUCAGUAUUUGGUGGCGUUUGUACUUUAGAAACCGCUGCUCUAUCCGACAACAGAACCGUCUCAGCGCCCGUUUCAGCCGCCCGUCCUCUGCCGCGACAAGCUGCCCGCAUAUGCUGCUGCUUUGACAAGUACAUGGCACGGGGCUGCAGUCCCCUCCAAAGUCCAAUUGAAAAUGGCUCCGUCCCAGACACUGCCAGACAGUGGCCAAGACCAAAACAGCUACGCCGCUGCUCGAACAGCCGUGCGUUUACCCGAAGACGACACCGCCUCGAGAGACUUGGCCUUUGACCAACCUCCCAGCCGCUCCAUUACAAUCGACACCAUCGCUGCCAGAGUACCGCUGUCGCAUUCUCGACAAUCGUCUGCCGAAGCCUCCUCCGCCGUAUCUCAUGCCUCCAGUGCUGCGGGCUUGACAUCUCCCCGCGCUGGCCCACCGAUCCCUCUCCCUCCUCUACCUGUCGAACCUCCUAAACCUGCGGGCUAUGGCCAUCAUCGCCAGACGUCCAUCGUUCACGGCAUCCAACACUCAAGAAAUGGAAGCGUUGCUAGCCCUACGACAGCAAGCCCUCUGAGCCCCCAAAUAAUUGCCGCCGCCGGCUCGACGCUCGAUAUGCAAUCUCUCGGAGCUCGUUUGGAGCCCGACUUUGGGGCUACUGUUCGUGGCCCAGUGGGCAUUGGCUUGCAGGGCAGUAAUGCCAUGGGCAUGCCCGGUGCUCUCGAACGAUCGCCAUCCAACGUUGACCUACCUCUCCAAGGGCAGCAGCCGCCUCGCUCACACGAACGAACCAAGUCGAGGCGUGAACAACCCGGUCAUCACCAAAGCCUGUCGCGUCACCAGAAGGAGGAACAAAAGACAGUGGGCGAAUAUGCUCUACACGUCCUAUUUACUUCAUUUAUCGCACAGGCAGAAGAAAAGCUCAACGACUGUAUUACCGUCCCCUUCGAUCCCGAGCCACAUAUCGAACAAGUUUGCGGGCCUGGGGUUGACACGGCUUUCGACCAAUUGAUAGUUGCCCUCGGCCAUAUUGCUAGCCCCAAACCAAAGGCGUUGAUCGACUCCAUGAUGCUUUGGCGAAAGAGCAAGAGUGACGCUGCCAACGAAGCACGAAUCUCUUUUCAGCAGAUGCGUAACAAUGCACCAGUAGGCGCACUUACUCGCAGAAAUACCGAACCGUUGGGCAUUAUGGGACCAGAUGGUGCUCCUCCCACUACGGCUCCAUUGGCAGCAAAGCAGGAAUUUGUUGCCCAGGCCGAGAGGCGAUCGACAGUAUCCAUCUAUAUCCUUUGCCGUGUUCUGUUAGAAGUUAUUUGCCAGAGCAAUCUGGCAUCCAUUACGCCGGAGAUGGAAGACAAACUGGAAAGCAUCAUCUUUGGCCAACUCAAGGUUGCGGACGGUGAACAGCUUGCCAACUCACCUCUCAAAAUGGCAAACUGGAACCUCUUUGCGCAGCUUCUAGGACACAUGAGCGGUAUCAACUUUAGAGGCGUCACGCGCCGGUUUGUGGACGAUAUCGCACAGUCGCUACAAGAACGCGCUGUCAAGAGUCCCACCGUGCUCUCUGGAAGGGACGCAGAUAGCAGUAAGGUUGAGUUGGUGCUGGGCGGUAUGAAACAUCUACGGAUGAAAAUCUCGCCAGAGAGUGCCUGGGAACAAACCUGUGAUUUCCUCAUUGCCCUUGGCCGCCUCUUCACCAAGUCACACGGCCAGCGUAUCAAGUCCGCAUUCUGCCAGAUAUUUGACGUUCUUCUGAUCCCCAUCGCCGCCAAAGCAAGCAACAGUCAUCUAAUGCACCCAAAGUGGGCUGAAGUUCUUGCCUCUAUCGGACCUAGAUUGUCCCAAAUGCACGUCAAGCCUCGACACUGGCAGGUUGCCUUCCCUCUUACUGCAACGCUCAUGUGUGUGUCAUCUCCAGAUACAUAUGGCCAACAGUGGCUGCAGCUUAUUCUGCCGCUCACCCCUAGAUUUAAGGAUCGAUCAACUCGUCCUCUAUGCCUCCAAGUUAUUUCUCGUAUGGUUUGGACAUAUUUGUACCGAACCAAUGAUGGACCACAGGUGGCAGCACGAAAACUAGAUGAUGUUAUGAGACUCGUGUUGCCAAGUGCAAAGCGUACGCUGCAAGCAUCGGAUACUGCUGUUACAGAACCACUUCUCCAAAUUAUUAGAAUUAUCGGAUUCCGAUACCCCGAAUACUGCUUCCGAACUAUAAUAUUCCCGCUCAUCAGCGCAGAGCUCUUCAUGUCGAACAAGGAGCUCAAAGUCGAGCUACUCGACCCGGACCGCAUAGUCAUUGGUAUCCGGGCUUUUCUGCAGAUCUUGUUUGACUUGGAAAAGGGCGAACAAGGACGACCUCCUUUCCCAGAGUACGACUUGGCAUCUAUGCCCACCAAGUCACCACCCUCUUCUCCAUCGCCCCCGACCUCAGCACGCAAUUCUCUGUCGAAAAAGGAAGACACGAUAUCCAGACCGGUGCUGACACAUGUUCUGACUGAUGGCGUGCGCGAGAACUACCUAAAGUUCUGUGAGGUAUUGGGCAAGAUCACCAUCGUCUGCGAUAAUACCUUCGGUGGACAGGCUGCUCUCGACGAAAAGUUCAACAGUCCUGGUGCCAAGGCUCCCCCUGCAGAUACGUUUGGUUUCUCAAGACGAGACGAUAACCAGAUUGCUCCAGAUCAAAAACAGGCCUUCUAUGAACUUCUGCAUGUUGCAGUGGAAGCAUUGCCUCGAUGCCUGCCUCGUGAUAUCCCGUUCAACUCCAUAAUCAACCUCCUUUGCACGGGAACGGCCCAUGUGCAAUCUAAUAUUGCAGAAUCCUCUGCACACUCACUCAAGGCUAUCGCACGUCAAUCUCACUCUCAGCAAGUUGCCAUGGGCUUCGCGCGAUUCAUCUUCAACUUUGACGGUCGUUACGCCACAAUGUCCGAUGGCGGAAUGCUUGGCCCUGGACAUAUAGAGAGUACUCUCAAAUUAUAUGUUGAGUUGUUGCAGAUCUGGAUAGAAGAAAUCAAGCAUAGGACUAGGGAGGCAACUAACAACCAUGCUGAAAGUGGUGCCACGGAGCGUGCCGUCAACUUGGAUCUGUCCAGCAUUUGGGCAGAGGUCGAUCAGGCCGAAGCUCACGGCCUCUUCUUCUUAUGCUCCCAGUCCAGGCGUGUCCGAUACUAUGCAGUCACUGUGCUCCGCCUUAUCACAGAGUUCGACAAGGCGCUGGCAAAGGAACCAGCUGAUGAGAAGUCGGCUCUUCGCCUGAUUGACAUUCUCGAGAAUGAUGCCAACGACAUCAUGGAUUUCAGUGACGAGUCUUUAUCUAUUGCUGAAAAGAGCCGCUUGCAGCGGGGACUGAGCAGUGGAAACGGCAAAGGUGCCGUUGUCGAACUCUGCACAAGCGACAUCUCCUACGACUCAACAGUUUGGUUCAAAAUUUUCCCCAAGCUGAUCAAGACAUUCUACGACAAAUGCCCUUUUGGAGUCACCAUCUGCCGAGAUUUGGUGUGCAAUAGGAUUAUCCAAAUGUACAAAACAAUUGUAUACUUGUCUGAACCAGCUCGGGGUCCGUACUACGGAGGGGAGGCAAAUAGCCGGGGCCCAGGGCGAUCGCCAACUGCUCAACCAGAAGUUAUGAUUGAGCAGUGGAAGCUCUAUCUCAUAUUCGCAUGUACAACCCUUGCCGAUCCAGGAGCCCUACCCGGUCCUGUCACGCCUACAGAGCCUCAACAUGUACGAAAGGGAUCGCAGAAGACCGUCGCCAAGGACAAGGUUGUAACAGCUAGAAUGCUGUUCAAGUAUCUUAUUCCGCUCUUGUCUGUAUCGUCUGGUUCGGUUAGAGAUGCUGUUGUGGUGGCCAUGGGCUCCAUCAAUAUCGAUAUAUACCGAACUCUACUGGAGGAACUCCAGGGACAAGUAUCACGAUGCAGUGACGAAGCUCGCGCACGAAUUCACCAGCGCACAAACAGCGCCCCCCGGCGCAACCGUAAGAUGGAUUUGCUUCGCACAGAAAUAACGCAUGUUUUUAAGAGAACAGCGCAUUUCUUGCGCGAUCCGCGAAUCUAUCAAGAUGACUUCUUCCCUACAACACUCGCAGCGUAUGCCAAGGACAUCAAGCUAUUCCUGAUGGAUGGCGGAGUCCAGUUAGAUUGGGAAUUCCAAAAGCUUCGCCAACACUAUUGCGGGUUGGUUGAGGUACUCUUUGAAGGCAUCAACAAGACGGCAGAUCCUUCGAGAUGGAUGACCUUUGAGUCAAGAAAGUCGUCCUUCUCUCUCAUGGAAGACUGGUGCGGUUUCUCCCCUAAUCAGCCACAGAUUCGACAGCGCGAAGACAGCAUGCGACGGUCGAUAAUGGAUCAGGAAGCGCUACGAGAGCGCGGAACUCUCACAGCCGCCAUGGAGAUUGAAAAGAGAAAUCUCCGCACAGCCGCUCUCAGUGCAAUGGCGGCCCUCUGCGGAGGACCAAUUAGCGUCACAAACGAGAGUGGUGCAACGCUUCAGUUCGAUAUUCGUCGUAUGCUAGCUUGGAUUGAAACCAUUUUCAACUCCGGCAACGACAAGAUGAACAUUAUAGGGCAACAGGCGCUCAAAAACCUAAUCAUUCACAACCGCGAGCUACCGUAUCUCCUGGACCACUGCGUCGCCCGCUGCUACCUUUCCACGACGGCCAAGAUUAUGGAGAGCUACUUCAUGGUCAUUUAUGACGUGCUCCACGAACAAAAGGACUACCCGUUCCAGUUUUGGCGAAUUCUAGGCCUAUGCCAAUUCAUGCUUGGCAAUGAGCAGAGCGAGAUUCGCAUCAAGGCGGCGGGUAUUUUCCGUCUGCUUGAUGCCAGCCAGCCUCGCAAGGCGCGCCUGGCCGAUUUCGAUAUUAGUAUUUCGGACAAGACACAAGCCGUGUACAAGCUGGCGCAGUUUGAGAUUGCCAAGCGUCUCGCUGGUACUUACAACGACUACGCAUUCUUUGUCUUCUCCGAAUUUACUCUGUACUUCAAAGACCUCCAGCCUGUCGCGCAACGUAACGUCAUUGCUGCCGCUCUGCCUUGGAUUCAGGCUACAGAACUGAAACUGGAUCCCAAUGGUGGCCCAACCGCGCAUUCCUACGUGCUGCUCGCCAAUCUUUUGGAAAUCACUAUCAAAUCUAGCGGUGCGCUGCAUAAUGAAGUCCAAGCUCUGUGGCAGGCUCUUGCUACUGGGCCUCAUCCUGGCAACGUCAGGUUGGUUCUUGACUUCAUGAUGCAGCUCUGUCUUGAGCGUCGUGAACAAAACUUUGUUGAAUAUGCCAAACAAAUUGUCGUCUUUCUGUCGACUACAAACGGUACACCCGGAAUCAAGGUCGUCGAAUUUCUCCUUAUGCAAAUUACGCCAAAGGCAAUGGUGCCGCACGAGAAGAGGGAAGCAAUGGCACCACCUGCUGAUGUCAACACAUUACCAUACUGCGCUGAUCUGGCUGAAGUCUUGCCUGUGGGCACUAAGCAGGCGGGCUUUUCACUGGGCCAGCUUUCUUUAAUCUUGCUGGUAGAUCUGAUGGUCGCUCCAGUACAUCUUACAGCAGAUAAUCUACCCCCUCUACUGCAUGUGGUUACUGUACUCUGGGAUCAUUACACGCCCCUGGUACAAGAGCAAGCUCGCGAGAUGCUUGUCCAUCUUAUCCACGAGCUGGUCAUUUCGCGUCUCGACGAUGCAGUAGAGACGGCACAGAAGGAGAAUAUCCAAGGCCUGAUUGACCAAAUUCGGCAGCAUGACCGGUCUGUUGUCUGGGUCUAUGAGGACAGCAAUGGAAAGGUGGACGAGCAAGAUAAUAAGGUUCCUGCAAGCAUGGAACACUUAACGACUGAAGUGGUCAAGACGUUUGAGCUGACGUUCCCAGGGAUUAAAGAAACUUGGGGUCGCCUCUCAUUGACUUGGGCUACGUCGUGCCCAGUUCGCCACCUUGCAUGUCGAUCGUUCCAAAUCUUCCGAUGCGUCUUGACGUCCCUGGACCAGUACAUGCUUGGAGACAUGCUGGCACGGUUGUCCAAUACGAUUGCUGACGAAGAUCCUGAGAUUCAGUCCUUUUCUAUGGAAAUUCUGACGACGCUCAAGACUCUGAUCGUUAAGCUCGAUCCAGAGAAGCUUCUGACCUUUCCACAACUGUUCUGGACAACCUGUGCCUGUCUUGAAUCCAUCAAUGAGCGCGAAUUCUUGGAAGCCGUGGAGAUGCUCGACGAGCUGGUUACCAAGAUUGACUUUAAGCAGCCCAACGUGCGGCGCAUGAUCCUCGAUGGCCAGCCUGCUAGGUGGGAAGGUAACUUUGAAGGACUCACGCUUCUUUUGCACAAGGGCCUACGGUCAUCAGCGUGCUGGCAGCCUACUCUCAACAUUCUGGACAAGCUUGUUCGACUUCCAAACGACCCUCUUAUUGGCGACGACAGCCGUCUGUUCUUCUCGCUGCUGGCCAACUUUCCUCGAUUCCUCAAUGAGCUGGACCAAAAGGGCUCUGCGGGAGAGGAAGCUCUUAAAACCGCGCGAAUUCUGCUCGCUGAGGUUGAUCGACAGGGCCUGGAAGCCAUUGGCAUUGUACUUGACGACUUCAUCUCUGGCAAACUGUCCCACGGCCCCGACUUCCUUGGCCAAUUCUUCAUGUCGCUGCGCGAAUACUACUUACCACAAUACGACUUCCGCAUGGUCACCUUUUUAAUUGGCCUUCUCACCAACUCGCUCUCGUGGGUCAAAGUGCAAACCAUGCAAAUCCUGUGCGUGGUGAUUCCUGAAGUGGACAUGCGCAACCCCGAACUCGCAGGCCACGGCUCGGAUUUGAUCUCCCCGCUGCUUAGACUGCUGCAAACCGAAUUCUGCAUGAACGCCCUCGAAGUUCUCGACAACAUCAUGACUGUAUCCGGCAGUCACAUGGACAAGCACCAUCUACGCAUGAGCAUGACGCGCGCAACCUCCAAGACGAUCCGCAAGGAAUACGAGCGCACACAAUCGCUCUUUGGUAUUCCAGAGGCAUCCGGCUGGGCAAUCCCCGUGCCCGCCAAGAAGACAGAAGCGACACGGUCCAAUAUUCACUCGGCCUUUUACAUGUGCCAGAGCGCCGAGGGUCCUACGCCUGAAGAGACACCCACGGCGGGCGUCGAGUUCCAAAACGACGGCUUCCGCUACGGCUACUUUGAAGCGCCAGACCGCAGCGAGACGAUGCUGUCCGACGAAGGCCGCGAAGAGCCGCCCGUGGUUGAUCUGGUUACGAACCUGGACAGCCUGGACGACUUCUUUGACGAAGAUGUGAGCCCGCACACCGACGACGACGGCCGCUCAUCGCGCACCGUGACGGAAUACACACCGGAGUCGUUUGAGUCCGGCACCGAGCUCUACGACGAACAGAUCCUCCCCAUCCUGCACCAAGCCUCGACCAAUCCGUCCUUCCAAAACGGCUUCGUAGACAGACCCGUCGUGCCUAUUGCCUCACCGCGCGAUCUCGCCCCGAAUACCAUGAACCCAGGCGCCUUUACACCGAACCGCCCGGCGCUUCACAUGCGGUCCAUCACGUCCCCGUCUGCUCCGCACUCCUUCCAUCACCAGCAAGGGUACCAGCCUGGCGACUUUACCUCUGACGAAGAGUAUCUGUCUGGCGGCAUGUCUGAUGCAGACGAUGAGCGCCCGCCGCCUCCUAACACUGGCACAUUUUAUCUUGACGAGCCGCCUCUGUCACCAAACCAGCAGCAUGGCGGUGGUACCGCACCGGCGUUCCGUCGACCUCCUCGAAAGGAAAGCCGUGGUGCAAAGAGCAUGUAUACAAGUGGUACCGGCAAGAUUGGGCCCCAAGACAUAUUGUAACAAACAAACAAUACUGCAUUGCAUUGGGUGGCAUGUUUUCUCGUUAUUUUGUUUACAGUUUUACGGUUUAAUGUUUGAUAGUUUUUUUGUUUUGCGGUUUAAUGUUUGAUAGUUUUUUUGUAAAUAGGCAGCUGGUUUUCUCGUACGUACACAGCGUGUUUUAGCAUAGGCGGCAACUCUUUUAUAUACAAGCAAACAAACUUUCUUUAUUCUUCAC
[Torrubiella] hemipterigena is the source of this 8090-nucleotide messenger RNA. NCBI's taxonomy places the organism in Eukaryota, Fungi, Ascomycota, Sordariomycetes, Hypocreales, Clavicipitaceae. The record is from the annotation of a GenBank genome assembly.